AUGCAGCAUUUGGACGAGGAAAAAAUUAUCAAUGUUGUGAGUCCUGAAAAGGAUGUGGAUGGCUUUCAUCCCUUAAAUAUUGGAAAUCUUGCAAUAAGAGGAAGAAAGCCCUUCUUUGUUCCUUGUGCUCCUAAGGGCUGCAUUGAGUUGUUACUUAGUCACGGUGUGGAAAUCAAGGGGAAAAGAGCAGUGAUAAUUGGAAGAAGUAAAAUUGUGGGGUUACCCACUUCCUUGCUAUUGCAGAGGCACCACGCAACAGUCAGCGUGUUACACGCGUAUACGAAGAACCCAGAACAUAUAACUUCUGAAGCAGAUAUUGUGGUAGUAGUAGAUGUUGGAGUCCCCAACAUAGUUCGUGGCAAUUGGCUAAAGAAAGGAGUUGUGGUGAUUGACAUGGGAACAAAUCAAGUUAAGCUGGUUGAUUGGGGUUCGAAGCCCUUUAGGGUGCUGGAUUCGUGGCUCAAUCAAAAAGGGUAUCAAAGGAUGGUGAAGGAGACUUGGUCUAAGGAUCAGCAGGGUGGAUGGGGGGGUAUUGUUCUUAAAAACAAGCUGAGAAAUCUUAAAAAUGCCAUCAAACAGUGGAGUAAAGUUAAUGUUGAUAUUAAUGUUAGUAAAAUCCAGAGAUUGAGGCAGCAGCUUAAUGACUAG
This is a messenger RNA of Glycine soja, 648 nucleotides long. Its product is annotated as bifunctional protein FolD 1, mitochondrial-like. Gene Ontology annotation, biological process: tetrahydrofolate interconversion. Gene Ontology annotation, molecular function: methylenetetrahydrofolate dehydrogenase (NADP+) activity; methenyltetrahydrofolate cyclohydrolase activity. Gene Ontology annotation, cellular component: cytosol. The record is from RefSeq and is a predicted model, not a curated record. The transcript has 3 exons. NCBI's taxonomy places the organism in Eukaryota, Viridiplantae, Streptophyta, Magnoliopsida, Fabales, Fabaceae. Bases 1 to 648 code for a protein of 215 amino acids.